Dioscorea cayenensis subsp. rotundata (Guinea yam) is the source of this 1291-nucleotide messenger RNA. Its product is annotated as tRNA (guanine(9)-N1)-methyltransferase. Gene Ontology annotation, molecular function: tRNA binding. Gene Ontology annotation, cellular component: nucleus. The record is from RefSeq and is a predicted model, not a curated record. Bases 59 to 1141 code for a protein of 360 amino acids. Gene Ontology annotation, biological process: tRNA N1-guanine methylation. NCBI's taxonomy places the organism in Eukaryota, Viridiplantae, Streptophyta, Magnoliopsida, Dioscoreales, Dioscoreaceae. The transcript is spliced from 3 exons.
CCAAUUUCUCGUCUUCUCUGACCCCCACCUCUCGAGUCUCGACCAAAACCCUAACCCCAUGGAUGAGCUAGCUACCGCCGGAGACGUCGCCGGCGCUGGGCCGGCGCUAUCAAAGAGCGCAAAGAAGAGAUUGAUGAAGCAGCAAAGGCUGGAGGCGCGAAAGGCGGAGCGGAAGGUAGCGGAGAAGGAGCGGCGGCGGCAAAACCUCGAGAUCCGCCGCCGUGAGUGGGACGAGAAGCUAUCUUCCGCGACGGAGGAGGAUCGGGCGCGGAUGGUGGAGGAACGGAAGGGGAUGAGGAAGGAGCGAAUGGGUCGGAGAGCGGAGGAGCGCGAGAUGAGGAUCCAACGGCUCACUAGAGCUAAAGAGACGGGUCCAAAGGUCGUGCUUGAUCUCGAGUUCUCUGACCUUAUGAGCUCCGGCGAGGUCCAUAGUCUCGUUCACCAGAUUAUGUAUUGUUAUGCAGUGAAUGGAAAGUGUCCAUCACCGGUCCAUCUCUGGCUGACAGGAUGCAAUGGUGAGAUUCAGGCGCAGUUAGAAAAGCUUCCCGGUUUUGAGAAGUGGAUGAUAGAAAAGGAGAGCAGGUCAUACAUUGAAACCUUCCAUGAUCAUAAAGAGAGCCUUGUGUAUUUAACAGCAGAUGCUGAAACCGUUCUUGAUGAACUUGAUCCUCAGAAAAUUUAUAUAAUUGGUGGAUUGGUUGAUCGGAACCGAUGGAAAGGGAUCACCAUGAAGAAAGCAACUGAUCAAGGGAUUCAAUCUGCAAAGUUGCCAAUUGGAAGUUACCUAAAAAUGUCAAGUUCACAGGUUUUGACUGUUAAUCAAGUAGUUGAAAUACUACUGAAAUUUUUGGAAACAAAAGACUGGAGAAGUGCAUUCUUUCAAGUGAUACCUCAAAGGAAAAGAGGUGAAAUUGAAAGCAAAUUGGAAGACAAUGAAUUCAAUGAAUCUGUAGUCAAUGAUAUACAGAAUCAGAAAGAAUCCAUAGUUGAUGAGGAUGAAGACGAUGAUGAUGAUGAUGAUGAUGAUGAUGAUGAUGAUGGAGUUGGAGAUGAAGCUGUAGCUGUAGAAGAAGAAGGUGUCUUGAUGAAAAAACAACGCAUUGGAGAAGUCACCAAUGCUGAGACCCAAAAACUGCUAUAAACUCUGUAACGUUUAGGGUUUCUUCUCUUGUACGUGUUUCUUUGGAGAGUUACAAGCUACCUUGAUGGAGGUAUUUUUGUGGUACUUCUUGUGUAAUGAGCAUUUGGAAAUUGACAAAAGGUAAUAGAGGUUGCAAGUUAUUUAUUGUUA